Messenger RNA from Drosophila innubila, 6655 nucleotides. It is a transcript of the gene Usp32, whose product is annotated as ubiquitin carboxyl-terminal hydrolase 32. Bases 316 to 5631 code for a protein of 1771 amino acids. Gene Ontology annotation, molecular function: cysteine-type deubiquitinase activity; calcium ion binding. The transcript has 14 exons. Gene Ontology annotation, biological process: protein deubiquitination. Lineage: Eukaryota; Metazoa; Arthropoda; Insecta; Diptera; Drosophilidae. Gene Ontology annotation, cellular component: Golgi apparatus. The record is from RefSeq and is a predicted model, not a curated record.
UACUAAAACAAGCUGGCAGCACCGCCAGUAAAUCAGCUGUGCCGUCUCGGUCGGAUGCUUUCCAGCCAGAAACAGCUAUUCUUGAAAGCAAUGAAAGUGUGACAAAAAAAGUUUAUUUACAAAUAAAAUUUAAAAAAGUUUAGCUUUUGCAUGCAUAUGACUCUGUGUCUGUGAUUUACUCUCAAGGUCCGGCAACGGCAACAAAUAACAUAAACAAAUGUGAGAAGUGAAGUCACAAGACGACGACGACGACGCGACGCCAGCAGUAGAAGCAGCAGCAGCACUCAAGAAUUUGCUGUCGUCGCCCAGCCAAUUAUGGGUACAAAAGAAUCCAAACAUGCAUGCAUCAGUUACGAGGAUGCAGUCAAACGUGUUAGCGAUGCCGAGCUGAGACGCUUGAAAGAUGCCUUCAAGAAAUCAGCUGGCGUGGGUCGCCUCUAUCUCAGUCGGAAUGCAUUCCAGCAGGAUGUGCUGUGCGAGGGUGUUCCGCCGAAGAUCACGGACAUGUUAUAUGCCGCCUGUGGUGGUACACAGCGCGGCAUAUCCUUUAAGGAUCUGCUCUGCGGACUGGUGCUGAUCACAGGUGGCACCCAGGAGGAGAAAACUAAAUUUCUAUGGAACUUGUAUUGCAACGAUGCUGGCACCUACAUCAUUAAGUCGGAGUAUGUGCGUAAUGUCAACCUGGCGCCGUUUGAGAGCGUCUCCUUGUUUGCUCAAAGCGAAAGAGCCAAUUUCGAACAGUUCCAGGAUUGGAUAAUCAAGCAUCGUAAUGCCACGGUCCUGUCCAAAUGGCUGCUGGCCGACAAUUGUGUCAGUCUCACCUCUGAGCUAGAAACCCCCACCUUUUAUCAGAGUCUAGCCGGAGUUACGCACCUGGAGGAAAAGGACAUUGGCGACUUGGAGAAGGAGUUUUGGCGCUUGAAGAACACUUCACAGAAUGGUCAAAUUGAUUUGCAGUUUCUGGGGCCGCUCAUUAGUCCGCCCAUACCAAAGAAUGCGCUUGCUGGACUCUUCAAUGCCUUCGAUGAAAAUCGCGAUGGUCACAUUGACUUCAAGGAGCUCUGCUGUGGCGUCAGUGCCGCCUGUCGUGGUCCCGGCGUGGAACGUACUCGGUUCUGUUUUAAGAUCUUUGAUGUGGACCGCGAUGGUGUGCUGAGUCACGAGGAGACGCUGCAAAUGAUCAACGUGCUGCUGUUUGUGGCGAAGGAGAAUCGCGAUACACAACAAUACAAGGAGCUGACCAAACAGCAUGUCAUCAGCGAUUUAUUGGAGUUUGCCCAGCGCAAAAGUCCUGACGGAGCUCCCAGCACUCUUACACGGGACAAUGUCUCACUUACGGCGGAGGAUUUCAUGCUGUGGAAUGUUCAAUGUGGUCUGAGACUAAUGCAACCUCUAUUGGACCUGAUCUUUGAGCUGUGCCACAUUGUCUUUGGCCUCUGGCCACAAUGCAAGCACAUGGAAUACGAUAUUGUUCGUGGUUGGCUGCAACGCGAGGAGCGUCGUCCUUACCGCGUUGGACAGUUCUGGUAUUUGAUAUCACGGGAUUGGUGGCUCAACUGGAUGCAGUACACCCAGCACACGGCGCAUACUUGCGAGUAUUGCAAACGCACCGCCAGUCAACGCAGUGCGGUCGAUGAGGCACUCGUCUGUGAUGAGAGUUUCAACACCCACAGCCUGGAGCAGCACGACAGCUAUUCCCUGGGCUCUGGAUCUGGCAGCAGCGGCAUCUCAGCGGGGCGUCACUGUGGUCAACAACAACGUCCCGGACCAAUUGACAACAGCAAUCUGAUCACAAUGAAUCCCCAUCGCAAUAUACGCACUCUGACCGGCGAGGGGGGACAUCUGAAAAGGGACACGCCUCUGGUGCAGAGCCACGACUUUGAGCUAGUUCCCAAGUCGCUGUGGAAGGCGUUAAAUCGUUGGUAUGGCGAUAAUCUGCCAUUACCACGUCAGGUGAUACAACCACCUAACUCGGAGGUGGAACUGGAGCUCUAUCCGCUUAAUCUUCGCAUUUUGCUGCAUCAGGCGCAGACUGCAUCCACGGGCGUCGGAGCUGGAACGCAGAUCAGCAGCUGGGGAUCAACGACAAGUGGUGGAUAUGGAGUACUGGCCUCUGGAGGUGGCUAUGCGGCCAUUGCAGCUAGUAGUGUGUUGCAGCCACCCAAACGUUAUCUGGCGUACACGGCGGCAUUUAGUCGACUUGCCACAGUGCGUCAGGUGGGUGAGUUCCUUUGCGAACAGCUGAGGUUGAAGCCGGAAGAUAUACGUCUGUGGCAUGUGCCGCCGUCGAAUGCAACACUGGAUAAUAGUGCCAUACUGCUGGAGGAGGAUACCAUGUGCCUGAAGGAGCUGGUGAUACGUGACAACGAUCAGCUGCUGCUCGAGAUACGCAAUAAGGAUCUUACCUGGCCCGAGGAGCUCGGCUCCCUAGCCACCGCCCAGAGUGGUCAAGUGGGCACCUGUCCCGGGGAUCGGCGACGCAUGACACGCACCUCUAUCAUGUCCGUGCAUGCUCCGGGUGCCACGGGGCUGCACAAUCUGGGCAACACGUGCUUUAUGAAUGCGGCACUUCAAGUGCUGUUUAACACACAACCUUUGGCACAGUAUUUCCACCGUCAGAUGCACCGCUUCGAGCUGAAUGCGGCCAACAAGCUGGGCACCCGUGGACAACUGGCCAUGCGCUAUGCGGAGCUGCUCAAGGAGGUGUGGACGGCCACAACACGUUCCGUGGCACCGCUAAAGCUGCGCUUUUGUGUCAACAAACAUGCGCCACAGUUUGCCGGCGGUGGACAGCACGAUUCGCAGGAGCUGCUCGAAUGGUUGCUGGAUGCACUGCACGAGGACCUCAAUCGAGUCAUGGAGAAACCGUACAGCGAACUCAAGGACUCCAAUGGGCGACCCGAUAAGAUUGUUGCCGCCGAGGCGUGGUCCCAACAUCAUGCACGCAAUCAAUCCAUUAUCAUAGAUCUGUUCUAUGGUCAGCUCAAAUCAAAAGUCAGCUGUCUUGGUUGCGGUCACGAGUCCGUGCGCUUCGAUCCCUUCAGUUUGCUCAGUCUGCCGCUGCCCGUGGAGAACUAUGUGUAUCUGGAAGUGUUGGUAAUACUGCUAGAUGGCAGUGUGCCCAUUAAGUAUGGUCUACGUCUGAAUUCCGAGUGCAAAUACGGCGAUUUGAAGCAUAAGCUAUCCACGCUCUGUCCGCUGCAGCCGAGCUUAAUGCUCGUCUGUGAGUUGUGGAACUCGCAGAUACGUCAGGUGCUCGCCGAUGAGGACAAGCUGCGAACGCAGAGUGCCAAGGACCUAUAUGUGUAUCAAUUACCGGAACAAAGCAAUAGCAGGACGAGAUCCAAUUCAGCAUUAAGCAUGCACAUAGAGCAGGGACUCAAGGAUAUACAACGCAGUUCGGCGUUAAUAACAGCACAGGAUUCGCUUUCAUCGCUAAGCACGUUGCAGAUCUCAAAUCGUACGUCCUCGUCGCGUGUUAUCUGUAAUGGGCAUGUCGGAGAUGGUCAGGAGAUUGCCAACAGCAGCACAGAUGUUCAAGAGUUGACCAAAUACAACAGCAAUGCUGGCCAAGUGCACGAACUGCAGCCAGAUGAUGCCGGAAAGGUAAGCCGGUGCUUUGGAAAAAGAGAGUGCAUGCCCCACAGUCUUUUUUGCUUCAAGGAGUCGCUGAUCCUCAGCUGCAGCCCGGAAAACAAUUUUAUGGAUGAUGCGGCUGCACAACAAAAGCGGAUUUCAUCCACAAAACUGCUGCACACCGGGAGCAACACCAGUUCACCAUCGUAUACGAAUCACUCGGGCGAGAACUCCAUGGAGAGCUCGCUGACGGAGCCAAUGCCGGUUGCCGAGCUGGCUGGGAGUCGACAUGGCAGCAACAGCGAUGAUGGCGCCUCCUAUCGCACCACCAAUGAGCACUCCAGUGGUUUGAGCACAGCUCACACACUGCACGAUCGUGAUGUGGACGUCGAUGAUGAUGAUGAUAGAGAUGAUGUUGAUGUUGAAGAUGAGGAGGUGGGCGAGGAGCCGGAUCAGCAUAUAACUACUUCACAGCCGGAGAGCACGAGCGGUAAUCAAACUAGCAGCGGCGUCUAUUCACGCCGCUCCUCGCAACCCUACAAGGUGGGCAAGUAUCUGGUAGCUGUCCAUCGCAAAAUCACUCGCCACGACAGCUACUUCCUCUCCUAUCAUAAGACGCGACCCAGUCUCUUUGGUGUCCCCCUGCUCAUACCCAAUUGCGACGGCGGCACCCACAAGGAUCUGUAUUGCGCCGUCUGGCAGCAAGUCAGUCGUCUGCUGAGUCCUUUGCCAGCUACCACCGAACAGGCGAAUCAUGCUGCCGACUGUGAUGACAGUCUGGGCUAUGAUUUUCCCUUUACGCUGCGAGCCGUCAAAGCGGACGGACUCACCUGCGCCAUUUGUCCCUGGUCAAGUUUCUGUCGCGGCUGUGAAAUCCGUUGCAACAAUGAAUAUGUGCUCCAGGGUGCCCUACCGCCCAUUAACACGACGCCCAACAACGCAGCGACGCCAAAAAUGAAUGUGAAGUGCCCAUCGUUACCUAAUCUGGAAGCGAAACGUGCACCGGAGUAUACAGCAUCUUUAUCCUAUACGCCAGCAACAAAAUAUUUUGAAGACUUUACCAUUGCCAUCGAUUGGGAUCCAACUGCAUUGCAUUUACGUUAUCAGAGCACCUUGGAGCGGCUUUGGGUGGAUCAUGAGACAAUUGCCAUAAGCCGGCGGGAACAAGUAGAGCCCGUGGAUUUGAAUCAUUGCCUGCGCGCCUUUACCUCCGAGGAGAAGCUGGAACAGUGGUAUCACUGUAGUCAUUGCAAGGGCAAAAAGCCAGCGACCAAGAAGCUGCAAAUAUGGAAAUUGCCACCCAUUUUGAUUGUGCACUUGAAGCGUUUCAAUUGCGUCAACGGCAAGUGGGUGAAGUCGCAAAAAGUGGUGCACUUUCCCUUUGAUGACUUUGAUCCAACACCUUAUUUGGCCUCAGUGCCGCAGGAGACGAUAUUGCGGCACAAGGAGCUGCUCGAGCUGAAAAGGGAUUUGGCAAGCAAUGAAAUUGUCAGCGAAUUGGAUGAAGUCGAUGCCAGCGACAAAGUCGAGUCAAAACCAAUAGAUACAGAUCCACCAAGCGAAGAAGCCUCCACAACAACAAAGGAAAUGCCACACACAGCUGGCAACCUGCUGCGUCAGAGUAAAUCGAGUAAUGCGGCCAGACGACAGCGUCUAAUCUCCACCAGCCUCACAAAGACACCAAUUGUGGAUGGCGAAUUCGAAGACUAUCAUCAGCAUAAGCUCAAAGCAGAUGUUGAUGAAUUCGAUCCCAGAUACAAGCUGUACGCCGUGGUGUCGCACUCGGGCAUGCUAAAUGGUGGUCACUACAUUUCCUAUGCAUCAAACACAACUGGUUCCUGGUAUUGUUACAAUGAUAGCUCCUGUCGCGAGAUAUCGCAUAAGCCAAACAUUGAUCCGAGCGCUGCCUAUUUGCUAUUCUACGAACGGCAGGGUCUCGACUAUGAGCCAUAUUUGCCCAACAUCGAGGGACGGGCGCUGUCCAACGAUGCCUCAUUGCAGCUGGAUGUGGAUGAGGCGGACGGCGAUCUUAAGAAAUUAUGCACAAUAUCGUAAUAUUGGAAUUGUAUUUGUUGCCUUCUGCAGCAGCUAAAAGGGCUAAAGGCUAUGAUCAAUCGCUUAAAUCUGUAUACUUUUCUAUUUAAUUUGCAAGUAUGUGUGUAGAUAUGUGUCUGAGUGUAGAUGCGUGUAUGAGUGUGUGUGUGUGUGCUUAUACUCUUUGUUAUUUACUAUUAUAAGCUAAUUUGCUGUUCUAGUUUUAUUAGUUGCCCCACAAUAUCUGAAUUUAGGGUGCAAAUUUUCUUGAGUUUUUGUUGUUCGCGUGGCAAAUGUGAUUUUGUUUACUGUGUGUACCAUAUUAUAAUAAUUAUAAAUAUUUUAAAUCUAUGUAUAAUUCCAAACUUAGAUUCGCUUAUAAUUUGUUUUUGUCAGUUAAUUACCUUACUAUUAUUAGAUUAUUUAAUUACAUCAGUUUGGCCAAUGUGUAGAGCUUGUUUGUUACAUUUGUUUCUCUUUUUUUUUUUUGUUUCAUUUUGAAUUAUCACUUAUUUUUUUGUUGUACUUUGGAAUUUGUAUUAGGCCCGCUAGAGCCCCGCUUGUAAUUAAUUACAUUUAUUCAUAAAUAUGUACGUGUAUAUGCAUAUUCUAAGUAUGCAAUUCCAUUUAUUUGUAACUACUGUAAAUAGGAUCAAGAUUAAAAUCGAGAUCUAAAUGAAUAUCCAAAUGCCUAUGGACGGCAAAUUGCUCGUCAAAUGUUGUCGAAAACAUGAUAUUAAUUAGCAAUAUACAUAUAAAUAUAUAUCUUUGGAAAUAUGCUACGAAUUUCACAUAUUUUACUCAUAUGAUAUAUGAUGUGUGUGCAUUGGUUUUGUAACGUACCAAUUUAUUGGUUCUGAAAUUAGUAUUGCGCUUAUCAAAGGACAUUAUAAUGUCGUAAUGAUUAUGUAUUUGAUAUUUACAAUCUGCAUAUAAAUGCAUAUACAAACUUAACUAAUUUAUACUUAAUAUACAUUCAAAUAUAUGCAUGAUAAAUAACUGAAACAAAUGUUACAAGUAUCAAAUAAAAAAUCUGUCGCUUGAA